CACCAUCAUUACCACUACUACCACCAUCAUUACUACUACUACCACCACCAUCAUUACCACUACUACCACCAUCAUUACUACUACUACCAUCAUCAUUACUACUACUACCACCAUCAUUACUACUACUACCACCACCAUCAUUACCACUACUACCACCAUCAUUACUACUACCACCACCACCAUCAUUACCACUACUACCACCAUCAUUACUACUACUACCACCAUCAUUACUACUACUACCACCAUCAUUACUACUACUACCACCAUCAUUACUACUACUACCACCACCAUCAUUACUACUACCACCACCAUCAUUACUACUACUACCACCAUCAUUACUACUACUACCAUCACCAUCAUUACUACUACCACCACCAUCAUUACUACUACUACCACCAUCAUUACUACUACUACCACCAUCAUCACCACCAUCAUUACUACUACCACCACCAUCAUUACUACUACUACCACCAUCAUUACUACUACCACCACCAUCAUUACUACUACUACCACCAUCAUCAUUACUACUACCACCAUCAUCAUUACUACUACCACCACCAUCAUUACUACUACCACCACCAUCAUUACUACUACUACCACCAUCAUUACUACUACUACCACCACCAUCAUUACUACUACUACCAUCAUCACUACCACCAUCAUUACUACUACCACCACCAUCAUUACUACUACUACCACCAUCAUUACUACUACCACCACCAUCAUUACUACUACUACCACCAUCAUCAUUACUACUACCACCAUCAUCAUUACUACUACCACCACCAUCAUUACUACUACUACCACCACCAUCAU
Molecule: messenger RNA, 816 nt
Organism: Oncorhynchus keta (chum salmon)
Lineage: Eukaryota; Metazoa; Chordata; Actinopteri; Salmoniformes; Salmonidae
Product: histidine-rich glycoprotein-like
Exons: 3
Source: RefSeq, a predicted model, not a curated record